AUUGAACGUGUCGCUGGAGUUAAAGAAAAAAAUGCUAUUAUCCUUUAUAUAUAAUUUUGCCGUUAUAAUUUUAACCGCGCUACAAUUAGUUGCACCGUUACAGGCGAGAGUUAUAAGCGAUUGCAACAGCGUUGCAUUGGAAACAACGGAAUAUAUACAAAAUUCUAAUACAGCAUGCAAUUCCCGUUACCCAUAUAUUUACUGUAACGGCGAAGCGUCGGCUUACUGUACACAAGAUGAAUGUUUGGAAGAUUACCAGUGUGAGAACGAAGAUUUAAGUGAAUUAUCAAAAGGGGAGCAGGUGUCAGCAACAACCGCUGAGCCCACAGUAGUAAUAACGGAGAGUACGACAACGACACCUAAAACAACAACAAUAGUAACAACUACUACCACGCAGAGUACAACUAGUACCGGRCAACAAACAGCGAAGGUGACACCAACAACAACAGCUACUACUCUAAAUAUCUCAACCGCAAUAAAACCUCUACUUGCGAGUACAACAACAAUAGUUGCACAAAAUAUCAAAAGACUUUGCCGUGCGGGUGUCUUCGCGAAUUAUGCCUAUUCAAGGAAUUGCCGUUACUACUAUCGUUGCACGAACGGUUAUUUCUUAUUACAGGAGUGUGGCUAUUUAAUGCUCUUCGAUGCGUAUGAUGGUUACUGUAAGAGCGCCACAGAGGCGCGCUGUAUAAACCGGCUGAUAAGUGUUUAAUAUUGAUUCAAAUAAAAGGUCUGACUAGAAACCGCGAUAAGGAUCUAACUGUUACGGUCUUUCAAGAUUUUCAAACAUGACUUUGAGUGUAUAAAAGAGGGUAUUGGUUAACGGA
Bactrocera latifrons is the source of this 827-nucleotide messenger RNA. RefSeq names its product location of vulva defective 1-like. Lineage: Eukaryota; Metazoa; Arthropoda; Insecta; Diptera; Tephritidae. The transcript has a single exon. The coding region runs from base 32 to 712 and encodes 226 amino acids. The record is from RefSeq and is a predicted model, not a curated record. Gene Ontology annotation, cellular component: extracellular region. Gene Ontology annotation, molecular function: chitin binding.